AACAAAUGUAUGUGUCGAUGUCCGGCCUUUCCGGUUUAUCCUAUCGAGUGCGUUCCGCGACCGAUUAAGGAUUUUACCCAAAAAGAAAACCCUGAAUUUUUAAACCCCUUGUUUCACAUCUCUGUCACUUAAUUUUGCUUUAGCUUAGAGCCAGGGCCAGGAGAAAACAAUGGUUGAGGGUCAGGGUCAGGGUCAGGGUCAGGGUCAGGGAGAAGAAAUCCCUUCGAAUAUGACUUUAUACAUCAACAAUCUCAAUGAGAAGAUCAAAAUCGACCAGUUGAAGAAGUCGUUGCACGCUGUGUUUUCACAAUUCGGAAAGAUACUGGAUGUGUUGGCAUUCAAGACGCUGAAACACAAAGGUCAAGCCUGGGUUGUUUUUGAGGAUGUUAGCUCCGCCACCAAUGCUCUUAGGCGAAUGCAGGGCUUUCCCUUUUAUGACAAGGAAAUGAGAAUACAAUACGCAAAGACUAAAUCUGAUAUAAUCGCAAAAGCAGAUGGCACUUUUGUACCCCGAGAGAAGCGAAAGAGGCAUGAAGAAAAGGGAGGGAAAAAACGGAAGGAGCAACUUGAUCCUAAUCGAGUAGCAGCAGGUUUGAAUCCAGCUUAUGCGGGUGCUUAUGGUGCUACACCUCCUCUAUCACAGUUACCCUACCUGGGUGCUAGACCAAUGGUUCCGGAAGCUCCUGCGCCACCAAAUAACAUUCUGUUUAUUCAGAAUCUUCCUCAUGAUGCGACCACAACGAUGCUGCAAAUGCUCUUCAAUCAAUACCCUGGUUUAAAGGAUGUUAGAAUGGUGGAAACAAAACCAGGUAUCGCCUUUGUGGAGUAUGAAAACGAGAUGCAAUCAACAGUUGCGAUGCAGGCACUACAAGGUUUCAAGAUACAACAAAACCAGAUGUUGAUUACUUAUGCAAAGAAGUAGAAGGAAAGACCGAAAUAAUCCUUCUCUUGCUUCCAACAUGAGAAGACGGCCAUGUGUAUGGAUAGUUAAUUAGAUAGCAGUUGGCAUCAAAUGUAAUACCCGUCUUGUGAUACAUUGCCGUUAACCAUGGCUUCAGAUUGUCACUGUAGAUUGUUGACCAGAUGUUUAUGUUUUAAAUUAAAUU
Hibiscus syriacus is the source of this 1106-nucleotide messenger RNA. Its product is annotated as U1 small nuclear ribonucleoprotein A-like. The coding region runs from base 170 to 922 and encodes 250 amino acids. Lineage: Eukaryota; Viridiplantae; Streptophyta; Magnoliopsida; Malvales; Malvaceae. Gene Ontology annotation, molecular function: U1 snRNA binding. The transcript has 5 exons. Gene Ontology annotation, cellular component: U1 snRNP. The record is from RefSeq and is a predicted model, not a curated record. Gene Ontology annotation, biological process: mRNA splicing, via spliceosome.